Messenger RNA from Durusdinium trenchii, 429 nucleotides. The record is from the annotation of a GenBank genome assembly. Lineage: Eukaryota; Dinophyceae; Suessiales; Symbiodiniaceae.
AUGGAGCUUGUCUCAGGAGCUCUGGAAGAGACCUUCUCAAUCGCAACUAUAACUGAUUUUGCAACCAUCUACAUGACAUUUGAGGUCAUGACUGCUUUGUCAUGCUUUGUCCAUGGCAAAUUUGGACAGGCUAAUCGAACCUUGGAUGUGGACGAUGAAGUAGCCUACGCACUUGUUCGAGGAGGAACGCAAUCCUACAUUCCUGACCACUUCAGGCGGCCAACGCUGGUGAGUGGAGCCGGACACGCGGCCUGCCGCAGCUUGCUGCAAGGUUUUUAUGGAGAGCUGCAGUGGCGCCUGCGUCAACAGCAGGAGGUGUUGGGAGAGCUUCAACAGCGCUCAGAGGAAAGGCUUUGGGCAGUGCGACUGAGCAGGCCUGGAGCCACGACCAGUCCGACGGAUGCGAAGUCCAAGGGCGACGAGCGCUGA